This is a messenger RNA of Trichomonas vaginalis G3, 2571 nucleotides long. RefSeq lists its product as uncharacterized. Gene Ontology annotation, molecular function: protein binding; cation binding. The coding region runs from base 1 to 2571 and encodes 856 amino acids. NCBI's taxonomy places the organism in Eukaryota, Parabasalia, Trichomonadida, Trichomonadidae. The transcript has a single exon. The record is from RefSeq and is a predicted model, not a curated record.
AUGAGUGCAAUUGAGCUGAUGGGGACUCAGAUUGAUGAAAUUCCUCGAAAACCAGAUUUAAUUCCUCAAAUAUCACGUGCAAAAAUGUCCAAGUGUCAACUGAAGCAUUUACCGAAAAGCCUAGAUGCAUAUCAUUAUAUCAAAAUAUUGGACCUUUCCGAAAAUGAAAUUUCUACAGUUGACGAAUCCGAAUUCUCUGGAUUAAUCAUUUUACAAUACGUUGAUUUGAGUUUAAAUCUACUUAAAACAUUAUCCCCAUCAUUACCAACCACCAUCACUCAUUUGGAUCUCUCAUUUAAUCCAGGUAUCUCGACCGAAUCAAUUUGGUCACUACGCUUACCGAAACUUGAAACUUUGAGAAUCACCCAUUGCUGUUUGACAAGUCUUCCGUCUAAUAGACCAUUGUGGGCUGAUUCAUUGCACUCAUUAGCUCUUGACGGAAAUUCAUUUACUUCAGUUCCCAAAUCAAUCGAGUAUUUUGUAAGUCUUGAUGAGCUUACAUUCUUUGGAAACAAUUUCACGCAAUUUCUUACAAUGAAUCCAGUUCGCCCAUUAAAAGUUUUGAAUUUUGUUCACAACAUGAUAACCAGCAUUGAAGAUACGAUCCCCAACAAAAUACAAACACUAUACCUCAAUUACUGCCCUCUAAAGCAAAUUUAUCCUUCUCUCCUCGCUAUUCAAGGUCUGAGGGUUUUAAUGCUUUCCAAUACCGGCAUUUCUGGAGAAAUCGAUGUUGCCCUUCCGCCUCAGCUCGCGAUCAUAGAUUUGUCCUUUAAUAAUAUUACGAAAUUAUCUUCGCAGUUUGUACAAAGCGCUGGAUCUAUUUCCGUAAUAAAUCUUGUCCACAACGAAAUAGAGUAUAUUCCGGAUGAGUUCCCUUCUCCUCUUUGUUUCUCGCAGAUAUUACUAUCGAAUAAUCGUCUUAAAGAGCUUCCGAAGACAAUGAUGUCAUCGAAAUCGCUUGAGAGAUUUUUCGUUACCCAUAAUCAGCUCACAUCAAUACCAGAAUUCAGAUUUCCACAACUUCGCGAAUUUGAUGUCAGUUUCAACAAAAUUACAGAAAUUUCGGACUCAUUUAGCAUAUGCUCGUUCCUUGUUACAGCCAAUUUCAGUUUUAACAAACUUACAGAUCUACCGAAGACUUUGGCCACUUGCAGAAGGCUUUUAGACCUAUACGCCAGCAGAAAUGAGUUUAAAGCACUUCCUCGAUGCAUUUUUGGCUUCGCUUCAUUAAGAUGCCUUGUUUUGUCGUAUAAUCUUUUGACGGCUUUGCCUCCGCCGGUUGCAUCGUUUUUCUUUCUGAAGACACUGGAUUUGUCAAAUAAUAGAUUCGUGACCAUUCCGAAGCAAAUUGAAUCACUUCAUUCGCUCAAAGUAUUAUCUCUAUCUCAUAACUCAAUAGAAAAGAUCGACCCUGACUUCAAAUUCCCACCUCUUUUAUCCACACUCGAUUUGUCAUACAAUCUCAUUCCGGAAAUCAACUUUACUGGAACAUUUUCUACAAUGACUGCAUUAUCACUUGCCUGCAAUAAAUUAGUAGUCAGAGACCUCAAUCCGUUCCCAAUAAUUCAUUAUUACUCAGAUUUUGGAAACCAAAUCAAAGAAGAUCGUACAGAUUAUUCCAAACUACAAAACUUGCGAAUUCUCGAAGAAUUUGGCAACAAAUUAGAACUACCAGAACCAAAGAUGCACAUAAUGCAUGCUAAUUUCACCAAUUUCCUCUCCGUUGGCUAUUCGUCUUUCCUCGGGCCACGUCCAACCAUGGAAGAUGCCGUUUGCAUUGACAGCCAAGGUAAUGACAAUAUUCUCGUUGCCCUCUUCGAUGGCCAUGCAGGUUUCGAAGCAGCUGAUCGAUCAUCUCAUAUAAUCCGGGCCGAAUACUCCAAAAUCCUCGCCAGCGGGAUUACAGACCCGAGUGAUUUCAGCACCAUGUUCUCCGGCGUCUUCGGAAACAUCCAGGCCAUGCUAUCUGUCGAAGGAAGCGAAGGCGGUUGCACGGCCGCCAUCGCAAUGGUCGUAAAGAACAGAGUAUACGCGGCCGGUCUUGGAGACUCGCGCGUUACUCGCAUCACGAAAACUUCUGCUGUCAGAUUAACUGUAGAUGCUAAACCUAUGGCCGUUGACGAGUACAGGAGGCUGAAGAAGGAAGGCCUUGGCGUCACAGUUGAUGGCCGAAUCAAGCGGAAACUGGCUGUUGCGAGAGCAUUAGGAGAUUUCUGGUGCGGAGAAGGCCUCUUUGUCAUUCCUGAUAUUACCAGUUUCGAGAUAUCAGAUGAUGACGUCGGGUUUGUCGUCGCAUGCGAUGGAUUGUGGGAUGUGAUGACAGAUGAAGACGUCGGAGAGGUUGUCAGAGAGGCAAAGAAUGCUGAAGACGCGGCAACUCUCCUGAAAAACACUGCUCUUGCACUUGGAUCUAUUGACAAUGUCUCUGUUGUUGUCGUUUUGUUCAAAGAAGGAGGAUUUGAUCCUACAAAUCUUGUAGAAAGGAUACCUAUCCUGCAGAUAACAGAACCAGAGAUUGAAGAACAAAUUCCACAGAUCCCGGCACCAUCAGGAAGAAGAAGACGCUAA